Closterium sp. Yama58-4 is the source of this 6861-nucleotide messenger RNA. NCBI's taxonomy places the organism in Eukaryota, Viridiplantae, Streptophyta, Zygnematophyceae, Desmidiales, Closteriaceae. The record is from the annotation of a GenBank genome assembly.
AUGCGUAGAGGAGUAUCAGGAGGGCAAAAAAAGAGGGUUACCACCGCCGAAGCACUCCUGGGCGCAAAGCAAGUCCUCCUAUUGGACGAGAUCUCCACCGGUCUCGAUUCCGCCACCACUUACCAGAUCACCAGAUGCCUGCGCAACCUCACGCACUUAACUAAUACCACCACCCUUAUCUCACUGCUGCAACCAGCACCAGAAACCUUUGACCUGUUUGAUGACGUCAUGCUGAUGUCAGAGGGGCGGAUUGUGUACCAUGGGCCCAGGGAGGAGGUGCUGGGAUUCUUCCAGGAAAUGGGGUUUGCACCCCCCGCUCGCAAGGGAGUGGCUGAUUUUUUGCAAGAGGUCACCUCGCUAAAAGACCAGGAACAGUACUGGAUUCCCUCCCAGCCCCACCCAUACCGCUACGUGUCCGUCCGAGCCUUCGAGGAGGCCUUCCGAGCCUCCAGGUUUGGCAAGCAGAUGGAAGCAGAGCUCUCCAUUCCACUCAAGAAGGGUCGGAGCACAGUGAAGGAAGAGAAUGAGGGAAAAGACGUGGAAGACAAGGGGGAGGAUGAGGGGAAGGACGUGGAAAACGUGGGAGAGGAGGGAAAGGGAGACAGAGAGGAUGGGAGUGUGGCUCUUGCUUUGGCACAGAGGCGGUUUGGGCUCCCUCCCCUUGCCAUGCUCACCAUUGUGGGGGAUCGCGAGUGGCUGCUAAUGAAGCGGAAUCUUUUUCUCUACAUCGUGCAGACCAUGCAGAUACUCCCCCUCGCUAUAGUCACAAUGUCAGUCUUCUGGCACUCCCAAUUUUCCAUCACCCCAGUUGACAGCAACUACUACCUGGGCGCCAUUUUCUUCGGUAUAAGCACAAUGCUGUUCAGCGGAAUCAUCGAACUCACACUUCUAACAGCCCGCCUGCCCAUCUACUUCCUCCAAAGGGACAACCUGCUGUUUCCCGCGUGGGCCUGGUGUGUGCCCAUGGCGCUACUCUCUCUGCCCGUCUCUCUCUGGUCUGCUGGGGUCUGGACCGCCAUCACCUACUAUGGCAUCGGCUUCGCCCCAGAGUUUUCUCGGUACGUUUUCCUCCAUGAGUCACUACUUGGUCGCUCACUCACGCUGCUCACUCACGCUGCUCUCUCUGGCUGGGCGUGGUGUGUGCCCAUGGCGCUGCUCUCUCUGCCCGUCUCUCUCUGGUCUGCUGGGGUCUGGACCGCCAUCACCUACUAUGGCAUCGAAUUUGCCCCGGAGGUCUCCCGAGCCAUGGGAGCCGUUUUCCGCAGCACCACGCUCAUCAACACGCUUGGCAACUUCAUUCUCGUCCUUCUCUUCCUGCUCUCAGGGUUCCUCAUCACUAAAGACGACAUCCACGACGUGUGGGUGUGGGUGUAUUGGAUCUCGCCCCUCACGUACUCUCAGAACGCAUUUGCCAUCAACGAGUUUCUCGCCCCCAGAUGGGAUGUGCCCUCCGACCCCCUCUCACUGAACACAACAAUGGGCAUUCAGGUGCUCACAGCGCGCAGCCUCUGGACCCAGGGCUUCUGGGUGUGGGGAGGUCUUGCAGUCGGUGUCCUCUUUACUCUCCUCUGCAUCGUGCUUACCAUCCUGGCCCUUGAAUACCUCAACCCGUGGCCCAGGGCCCAGCCAGUGAUCUCGCAGCAUCAGCUGGACGCCCGGGAAGCAUCGCUAGCCGGCACCAACCUGGACUUCGCAUCGCGCUACUCCUCCCUGCGCGCCCGCACUCUCUCCCGCACCGGCUCCACUGCCACCGCCCGCUUCCUCGCCUCCAACCGCUUCCGCUCCCCCAAGAGCCUGUCCCGCCGACCGUCCCCUUCUGCCCGCUCGCAAGGAAUUUUUUCUUCGGGCAGCCCGGCGCUUCGGUCCCGAGGUUUGGCCUCGUGGAUGUCUGAAGGAGAGGAGGAAGGGGCCUAUGGUAGCCAUAGGAGCCGUAGAAGAAGCCGUAUGGGGUCGUUUCUGGGUUUUGGUGGUGUUUCUGCUGGUGCUGGUGCUGGUGCUGCUGGUGGUGCUGCUGGGAUGGGUGCCAGCACGGGAGUCGGUACAGUUAGCAGCCCAGGUGGAAGGGGAAAAAAUCAGCACCAGAGGAAAGCAGUUUCGUAUAUGAGUGAUGGUGGUGCGAGUGAUGGUGGUGCGGUGAGUGCAGUUAGCAGCACAGGAGGAGAGGAGAAGCAGCGGCAGAGGAAAGCAGUUUCGUUUAUGAGUGAUGGGGAUGCGAGUGAAGGGGCAGCUUUUGAUUCGACUCAACGGCAGAGGAAAGCAGUUUCAUUUAUGAGCGAUGGUGGGGUGGUGAGUGCAGUUAGCAGCCCAGGAGGAGAGGUCAGAAGAGGAGAGGAGAAGCAGCAGCAGAGGAAAGCAGUUUCAUUCAUGAGCGAUGGGGACGCAAGUGAAGGUGCAGCUUCUGAGCCGACUCAGAGACAGAAAAGGCCAGUUUCAUACAUGAGUGAUGGGGAUGCAAGUGAAGGUGCAGGGGGGAUGACUGCGAGUGGAGGGGAGAUAGGCCAGCAUGGCAUGGUCCUCCCCUUUGAUCCUCUCACUCUCUCCUUCCACAAUGUCAACUACUAUGUCGACAUGCCCGCCGAGCUAAAGGACAAGAAUGGGCCGCCCGGCCAGCGGCUGCAGCUGCUGCGCAACGUGUCCGGCGUGUUUCGUCCCGGAGUGCUGACGGCCCUGAUGGGGGUGUCUGGGGCAGGGAAGACCACGUUAAUGGAUGUGCUGGCAGGGAGGAAGACAGGGGGGUACAUUGAAGGGGAUAUCCGCGUGUCUGGGUACCCGAAAGUGCAGGAGACGUUUCUGAGGGUGUCGGGAUAUUGUGAGCAGGAGGACAUUCACACGCCCCAGGUGACCGUGCAUGAGUCUCUGCUCUACUCCGCCUGGCUGCGCCUGCCUGAGGAGAUAGACCGCGAUGUCAUUUUGGAAUUCGUUGAGGAAGUGGAGGAGCUGGUGGAGUUAGAGCCGGUGAAGGGAGCGCUGGUGGGGACGGCGGGGCAGGACGGGCUGUCGGUGGAGCAGAGGAAGCGGCUGACCAUCGCAGUGGAGCUCGUUGCCAACCCGUCAAUCAUCUUCAUGGAUGAACCCACCUCAGGCCUGGAUGCGAGGGCAGCGGCCAUAGUGAUGAGGGCGGUGCGCAACACAGUGAACACGGGCCGCACAGUCGUGUGCACCAUCCACCAGCCGUCCAUCGACAUCUUUGAGUCAUUUGAUGAGCUGCUGCUGAUGCAGCGGGGAGGGGAGGUCAUCUAUGCAGGAUCGCUGGGCACACACUCAUGCGACCUCAUUCCCUACUUCAAGGCCAUCCCAGGAGUGCCGCCCAUCCAGGGGGGCGCCAACCCAGCAGCGUGGAUGCUCGAGGUCACGGCGCCGGCAGCAGCAGAGCGGCUCGGCGUCGACUUUGCUCACCUCUUCCGCCAGUCAGAGAAGUUCAGGACCAUAGAGUCGCUCAUUCAGGAAUCCAGUCUGCCACCCGAAGGGGAACCGGACCUCUUCUUCCCAUCGCAGCACCCAACAACACCCCUUUCCCAGUUCGCGACGCACCUGUGGAAGCGGCACCUCAUGUACUGGCGCAUGCCCGACUACAACGGCGCGCGCUUCUUCUUCUCCUUCUUCAUGGCUCUCCUCAUCGGCGGCGUCUUCUUCGGCUUCGGAAACACCCGCGACACGCCGCAGCAGAUUGUCAACGUCAUGGGUGCGCUUUACACAGCAGCUCUCUUCCUCGGGUGGAGCAAUCUCGCGUCGAUACAGCCGAUGCUGGCAGUGGAAAGGAGUAUUUACUACCGGGAGAGGGGUGCGGGGAUGUACGGAGCGGUCCCGUACGCGCUCGCGCAAGGAGCGAUCGAGUUGCCGUACUUGGUGAUCCAGGCUGUGGUGUACUCGUUAAUAACAUACGCCAUGAUUCGGUUCGAGUGGACGCCCGUCAAAUUCGUUAUGUACCUGCUGUUUCAGUUCCUCACGCUGCUCUACUUCACGUGUUUCGGCAUGAUGACGAGUGCCAUCACGCCCGCUGAAGGGCUGGGAACGCUGCUCUCUGCCUUCAUCUACUCCUUCUGGAACCUUCUCUGCGGCUUCCUCUUGCCGCAGCCGGUGAAAAAUCCCCACAUACUGGAUAUGGCUGUAUUGGAUCAACCCUGUCGCAUGGACCCUCUAUGGCCUUGCUGCUUCCCAGUUGGGAGAUGUAACAACCCAGGUGGUGAGUUCACUGGGAGUGCCAGCUCAGACUACAGUGUGCGUGCUGACAGUGUGCGUGCUGACAGUGUGCGUGCUGACAGUGUGCGUGCUGACAGUGUGCGUGCUGACAGUGUGCGUGCUGACAGUGUGCGUGCUGACAGCGUGCGUGCUGACAGUGUGCGUGCUGACAGUGUGCGUGCUGACAGCGUGCGUGCUGACAGCGUGCGUGCUGACAGUGUGCGUGCUGACAGCGUGCGUGCUGACAGUGUGCGUGCUGACAGCGUGCGUGCUGACAGCGUGCGUGCUGACAGCGUGCGUGCUGACAGCGUGCGUGCUGACAGCGUGCGUGCUGACAGCGUGCGUGCUGACAGCGUGCGUGCUGACAGCGUGCGUGCUGACAGCGUGCGUGCUGACAGCGUGCGUGCUGACAGUGUGCGUGCUGACAGUGUGCGUGCUGACAGUGUGCGUGCUGACAGUGUGCGUGCUGACAGUGUGCGUGCUGACAGUGUGCGUGCUGACAGUGUGCGUGCUGACAGCGUGCGUGCUGACAGCGUGCGUGCUGACAGCGUGCGUGCUGACAGCGUGCGUGCUGACAGCGUGCGUGCUGACAGCGUGCGUGCUGACAGCGUGCGUGCUGACAGCGUGCGUGCUGACAGUGUGCGUGCUGACAGUGUGCGUGCUGACAGUGUGCGUGCUGACAGCGUGCGUGCUGACAGCGUGCGUGCUGACAGCGUGCGUGCUGACAGCGUGCGUGCUGACAGCGUGCGUGCUGACAGCGUGCGUGCUGACAGCGUGCGUGCUGACAGCGUGCGUGCUGACAGCGUGCGUGCUGACAGCGUGCGUGCUGACAGCGUGCGUGCUGACAGCGUGCGUGCUGACAGCGUGCGUGCUGACAGCGUGCGUGCUGACAGCGUGCGUGCUGACAGCGUGCGUGCUGACAGCGUGCGUGCUGACAGCGUGCGUGCUGACAGCGUGCGUGCUGACAGCGUGCGUGCUGACAGCGUGCGUGCUGACAGCGUGCGUGCUGACAGCGUGCGUGCUGACAGCGUGCGUGCUGACAGCGUGCGUGCUGACAGCGUGCGUGCUGACAGCGUGCGUGCUGACAGCGUGCGUGCUGACAGUGUGCGUGCUGACAGCGUGCGUGCUGACAGCGUGCGUGCUGACAGCGUGCGUGCUGACAGUGUGCGUGCUGACAGCGUGCGUGCUGACAGUGUGCGUGCUGACAGCGUGCGUGCUGACAGCGUGCGUGCUGACAGCGUGCGUGCUGACAGCGUGCGUGCUGACAGCGUGCGUGCUGACAGCGUGCGUGCUGACAGCGUGCGUGCUGACAGCGUGCGUGCUGACAGCGUGCGUGCUGACAGCGUGCGUGCUGACAGUGUGCGUGCUGACAGCGUGCGUGCUGACAGCGUGCGUGCUGACAGUGUGCGUGCUGACAGCGUGCGUGCUGACAGCGUGCGUGCUGACAGCGUGCGUGCUGACAGCGUGCGUGCUGACAGUGUGCGUGCUGACAGUGUGCGUGCUGACAGUGUGCGUGCUGACAGUGUGCGUGCUGACAGUGUGCGUGCUGACAGUGUGCGUGCUGACAGUGUGCGUGCUGACAGCGUGCGUGCUGACAGCGUGCGUGCUGACAGCGUGCGUGCUGACAGCGUGCGUGCUGACAGUGUGCGUGCUGACAGCGUGCGUGCUGACAGCGUGCGUGCUGACAGCGUGCGUGCUGACAGCGUGCGUGCUGACAGUGUGCGUGCUGACAGUGUGCGUGCUGACAGUGUGCGUGCUGACAGUGUGCGUGCUGACAGCGUGCGUGCUGACAGCGUGCGUGCUGACAGCGUGCGUGCUGACAGCGUGCGUGCUGACAGCGUGCGUGCUGACAGCGUGCGUGCUGACAGCGUGCGUGCUGACAGCGUGCGUGCUGACAGCGUGCGUGCUGACAGCGUGCGUGCUGACAGCGUGCGUGCUGACAGCGUGCGUGCUGACAGCGUGCGUGCUGACAGCGUGCGUGCUGACAGCGUGCGUGCUGACAGCGUGCGUGCUGACAGUGUGCGUGCUGACAGCGUGCGUGCUGACAGCGUGCGUGCUGACAGCGUGCGUGCUGACAGCGUGCGUGCUGACAGUGUGCGUGCUGACAGCGUGCGUGCUGACAGCGUGCGUGCUGACAGUGUGCGUGCUGACAGCGUGCGUGCUGACAGCGUGCGUGCUGACAGCGUGCGUGCUGACAGCGUGCGUGCUGACAGUGUGCGUGCUGACAGUGUGCGUGCUGACAGUGUGCGUGCUGACAGUGUGCGUGCUGACAGUGUGCGUGCUGACAGUGUGCGUGCUGACAGUGUGCGUGCUGACAGUGUGCGUGCUGACAGUGUGCGUGCUGACAGCGUGCGUGCUGACAGCGUGCGUGCUGACAGUGUGCGUGCUGACAGCGUGCGUGCUGACAGCGUGCGUGCUGACAGCGUGCGUGCUGACAGCGUGCGUGCUGACAGUGCGCGUGCUGACAGUGUGGACCGUUCUCAUCCCUCCCCUCACCUCGGCUCAUCCCCCCUCUUCUCACCUCGAGUCAUCAUCCAGCAGGAAAGAUCCAGUAGCAGCAGGGGACCGCGCCUCCUCGCUCAUUCUCGCGCGCAUCAUCUGAAUGACUUGCGUGCUGACGGUGUGCGUGCUGUACUUGACAUCCCAGUACAUAGUCGCGAUGCGGUACAGCUGCUGCGUUGA